This is a messenger RNA of Filobasidium floriforme, 1713 nucleotides long. RefSeq lists its product as uncharacterized. Lineage: Eukaryota; Fungi; Basidiomycota; Tremellomycetes; Filobasidiales; Filobasidiaceae. Bases 150 to 1391 code for a protein of 413 amino acids. The transcript is spliced from 3 exons. The record is from RefSeq and is a predicted model, not a curated record.
AUGUUUAGAUCACAUCGUAUAUCAUGAAGUAGAGCAUUCAGCCCACCGAUUUACCCUAGCUACUCGACUUCUCACCGGCGUUAUCUGUCGGCAUUGCCAUCCUUUCGCUGCCUUUCAGCGACGACCGCUGAUAGGAGCGCUCACGAGCGAUGGACGGACUCAUGGCCAUGUUAUUGGCCGGACGAAGGGCAAAGCAGAAGGAAGAGGAGAGGGCCAUCAUCAGCCAGACUAUGGCAGACUGCCCACUUCCACCUGAGAUACUCCUCAUGAUCAUCGAAUGCUAUGUCGCCGAAAGGCACGAGGAGCUUGUUGCUUUCCGGAGCAAAUGGGCAGAAUGCGAAACCGACGAGCAAUACAUUGCUUCGCGUGAAGAGCAUGGAUUGGCUCACUGGCCCAUUCUUCCCAUUCUUACCACGGCCAAGUUCUUCCAUGUCUCAGCAAUCCCUCUGCUCUAUAGCAGGGUCACUCUACUGGAUGGCGAAACUCUAAGCGACUUUUGCAAAUCCCCGGCGCUGUCGUCCUAUAACCUGAUCCAAGAGCUUUAUGUGGACGCCGGGGAGGCUUAUGACGCAGGCGAGAUCGACCGAAUCACCCAUUUCCGACAUCUCGCGAUGUUGUGCACGAUGGCUGCCAAGAGUGAUCUUUUUUGGGAUCCGAAAGAUGUCGAUGAUUACGACAAAUUUCAGAAUACCUAUUCGUACUGGAGAGAAGAGUUACUUCCUAAGAUCGGGAUCCUGACGGUUCGGAAUCGCCGGAUGGGAAAUCUUGGAAACCUAUCCAAACUUUUUCGCACGGGCCAUCUUAUCGUCGAUGGAUACUACGCCGCAAGAGAGCCGGAAGUACCGCUGGACACUCACCCUAAAGUCACUCUAAUUUGCGAUCCGGCCGAAGAUUACAGUGGUGAAGGUGGAAUCACAACUAUGGACGUUCUGGGCAACGAGCUCUUUCCUGCCUAUGGCAUGGACCCUGAACUCGAGUGGGCUAUCGGUGGAAAAACGAGUCGGGUCGGGGGACCGAAAUCACAUGGGUCGCCUGUCAGUGCGGCUGAGACCAUCGUCAGCCUGGUCAAGAGCUUUCCUUAUCUAUCAGUGUUUGGUUAUGGCCGCGACACGAGGAUUUUGAUCUCGCCCUAUCUAGGACCUCUCGGAGACGACCACUCUUGGUGCUUUGCCGGCCCUAUAGAGCCAGUUCGGACGACUUUCUGUUUACCGGACUUUGUCUUUGUAUCCAAGUGCGAUUGUGGACACGGCAGCAAGACGCACUUCUGGGACGGAGCUCGCGAGGCCUUGCUCAAGUACUGGAAACCGCUUCUGGAAAGGGAACGUGAUGGAGAUCAGGAUUGGAAGGCAGAACAUUCCGCUAAAGUCCUGAAAGAACAGUAUGGCACUUAGAGUCGCAGCAUUGAUACGGCCUGGCCGCUGGUAGCCUUUGGGAUAGCAUCCUCCUAAUGCCUCACGAAAGCUCUUUGCUAUAACGAUCACGACCAGUAACGCGCGUAGAGUUAUGUAUGUAUAUGUCGACAGCUUGCAAACAUGCGGUGCAUACGCCUUCCUGCUCGACACUCCGAGCCCGCCUCCAAUGUGCGAUGAAUUCCGGAAGGAGAGAGGCGCAUUAGCUACUUGACUUUCGUCUACAGCUACUCGAUCAUACACGAAGACAGGUGUACCCAUGAAGGGACUGGCACAAGGGCCCGCUUGACCUGGGCGUCCAGAU